UUCAUAACUUUCAGUUUUUCAGUACCUAUUUUCCAAUUUUCGUAGUGCAUAUUUUCAGUUGAUUUUGUUGAAAAUGAAUCAAUAAACAUGACUGUGCUUUGAGUAGGGGUGUAGAAGAGUUUUGUUUACCUGAAGAAGGUGUUAUUGUGUUUCUUACCGUGUUAAUUUGGUGGUAAUGGACGCGACCUUGUGUGACUAUGAAGAGGGUGAGAUUCCUAUAUGGCAAGAGCCAAGAUGCGAGCCUUUGGGGGCACCAAAGGAAACGUUAUGCGAUGAAAUACCUUCAGAACAACUCUCGGGUGAUAGGAUACAUGCACUGGAAGAGGAACAGGAGAUAUUAUCGUCAUCUGUGUUUUCUUUGACGUCGCAUUUAGCGCAGGUAGAGUUUCGUUUGCGACAGAUUUUGAAGGCCCCACCGGAAGAGAAGGAUGCUAUGUUACAAGCUUUGGAGCAGUUUACUUCCCGAGGUGUCGAUUCGAGAGGGGUUCCGCAAGGAAGUGCAGGGGAACCGUCGUGUACUGAGUGCGCCGAGUUGGAAAGAAAGAUUCGCAGUCAGCGAGCCAGGCAAUCACAUUUUAUCGAAAGGCUAAAAGCCCAGUUGAAAGAGCUUGAACAUUUCGCUGCAGGUACGUCCUCCAAUGAUGACAGUAAACACAGAUCGCUUAUUGACCACUUGAAAAGAGAAAUAGAUCGCAGUUUAGAGGAAGGGUGCCAUCAACCGCUUACUACGGAAGAGCUGCGGCACCAAAUAGACUGUGCUGUUAAACAGUAUGCAGAAAGACAGCUUUCCAAAGAGGAAAUAAUUAGCAAACUCCAAGCUCAUAUUGAUGACAUGCAGAAAUUCAUAAAACUCAUGAAAAAUGAAGACAUCAACAGUAACAUAAAAGCAAAGCCAAGAGAAGCGAAAAAAGUUGGAAAAUCUGAGUCAUUCGAGAAGAAUUUUCAUCGCAACAAAGUCAAUGACGAACUCAAAGCUGAGACAAUUAAUUUAAUGCGAAAAGCAUCAGCUUUAAUCCAAAUAUUUACUGUAUCCCAAUUUGGUUGUUCCCCAAACCAGAACAAAAAAUAUGAUAGGAAAUCAUCCACUAUUGUUACACAUUGGGGGAAUCUAAGAGCUAAAUUAGAGAUGUCAAUAGACUCUGUACUCCAUAUAGUGUCUAGGGAUAGAUCUCACAUAGUACCUGAUAGUUACGACAGUGAAUCAGAAGAAGGUGGUAUUGUAAUUGAUAAUGCACCUCUCACAACGGCUGUACGAAGACACUUGGCAAUGAACUUGAGGGAUUUACUCCAACAUGGGUUGGUGAGCCCUGAGUCAACAUCUCUAGUGCCUAUGAUUGGCUGCUUUCCAGUCAGAAGAUCUUCAAUGUCUCGCUCAUUACACAUAUGGGAGCUAAUUUUACGUUAUUAUGAACUUAAUGAUGGAGACAAGUUCAAUUCGACCCCAGCAAGGAAACUCAGUCAAAGUUUCAACUUGGACAUUGUAGGGGGUACAGCGAUUACUAAUAAACAGAGUUUACUGAGUGCUAUAGGCAGUAUUUUAGCUUCGCACACCCCUUAUAAGAGAAGUUACGAUGCACACUUCAAAGCAUUUGUAUGCGCUGCACUAAACGUACAUAAACUUGUCAUUUGGUUCAAUAUUAUGUUAAAAUGUAGAUCGUUAAUUGAUUCGCAUUAUUCCUCUACAAGUUACGUUGUUAACACCGGGUUUCAGGAUGCUCUGCAAAGUCUUGAUCGCUUGACUCCAUACAAUUUUGAUCUGCCCGUUGAUCUUGCGGUGAAGCAGUUUCAGAAUAUCAAAGAUGUAUUUAUGUAGGUUAAGAGUACACUUUUAUACUAGGUUUCCAUGUGCAUACAUGCUCAGCAUUUUUGUGAAGCAAAGGUCUGGUCAUCAAUUUAGUUUUUGCCUAGGCAAUAGCUUGAGAAACUGUCUUUUUGGUGGCCGACUUAAUAAAAUUUUAUCAUUUACUUAUUAUGUUAGAGAAACAAUGUACCUAAACAAUCAAUUUUUGAUUAAUUUUAUUGAAUCAUGUGAGAUUGAAUGUUUCAGAAAGUAGAUUAACUUUGGUAUGUAUUAUUUUAGAAGACUGGUCUACUUAGUGCUGUUUGAACAUAGGUUACUGGUGUCCUGGCCGCCGACCCAUUUCAAUCUUGUGUUGAGCAUGUAUCUAUGUGGAGGCCCAGCUUUAUACAUAAUCAAAGAAAUGCCUUCCACUGUAGCUAUGCAUUUAUGAUAGUACUUAGUAAGAUGUUAUAAGUAAGAUGAUCUAGUCCAAAGAUUUAAAAAUGUAUGAUUAAGGUGCACUAACAAAAAACUAGUUUAUUGAAUCAGUCAGCUUUCAGUUAAAUUGCAAGGAAUGUCAGUAGCAGUAGGUACAUCUGGUAACUCACUAGUAGUGUGUGACCAACUUUUAUUUUCUUUUUAAUAACGAAUAUUAGCCAUGCUAAUCAUGACUUAUACUCCCCUUUCCCCUCCAAUUAAGCGUAAAGCUUGUGCCAGGAGUGGGUACGACAAUAGUGCAACGGGUGGGGUUUGAACCGCCGACCUUUCGUAAUUCAGUCCGCUCCUCAACCGUUGAGCUAUCGAGGGCCGAGGCUCUACAUUUUACAUGACAAAGUAAGACAUCAUGAUCAACCCAUCGCCGCCAGCUCACUAAUGAGCACAGGUCUCUCACAAUGAGAUGGGUAUCCUUCAAGAACAUUUAACAAGACCUAAAAAUCAUAAUGAACGUAUUUUUCAAAGGAAAUUAUUAAUCUUGAUUAUUUUAAAUGAAGUAAUGUACUUAAUUGAUAGCUUUUCGCUUUGUUAUGUUUAGAAAAGUCGGAAAGUGCGAGUCGGGCUUGCAUAUGAAGGGUUCUGUAUCAUUUCAGAUCUAUGCUUUUACUUGUGCUAUAAGACAUCGCUACUUGCCAACUAACGCAAACCCGCAAACGGGAAACUAUACCUACUCGUAGAUACUUACCUAUUUCAUAGAAGUUCUGAUAGUAACUUCAAGUAAAACCAAAACCCAUGAGUAAAAGCAAUGUUUUAUCGCCCAUAAGCUAAAAUAUAACCAAAAUGU
Messenger RNA from Maniola jurtina (meadow brown), 3059 nucleotides. RefSeq names its product RUN domain-containing protein 1. The record is from RefSeq and is a predicted model, not a curated record. Lineage: Eukaryota; Metazoa; Arthropoda; Insecta; Lepidoptera; Nymphalidae. The transcript has a single exon. The coding region runs from base 176 to 1813 and encodes 545 amino acids.